CUGUGAUUCGAUAUUCGUCACGCCUUCUUGAUGAUCAUCACUCCUACACAUACAAAUCUCGACCAGACUCAAGAUUCAGCUGUCCCGUUCUCAAGGGGCUCGAUCGUCGUCAUUCAACGGGUAUUUGCGUCGCGCUGAGGAGCAGUGGAGUCCGCGCAGGCCACGUAGAGGCCAGGUUGCAGCAGUAGGAAUGGAUGCCGCUAGCGUCGAUCCGAUCACGCCUGGCGAUAGCGAGCGAGGGAAGAGCGUGCUCCACGCUUCCACAUUGUCCGCGACUGCCCGAUCUCAGAUCUCAUCUCCAUCGUCUGCAGCCAACGCUGCUCUGCCAGGGUCGAUGCAAGCAGCAUCGCCCAUCCUGCCUACGGCCGUUCCUCAUCGAACCUCUUCCUUUACAAACCUCGGCCCUCACUCUCGCCCAUCCACCAGCACAUCUGUCUCCUCUUCUUAUUCGCCCGACUUUGGAGCGAGAUCCAGCUCCGUGAUGGCUGCCAACAGACCGCCUCUGCCUGCUCUAUCGGUGCCUCAGCCUGCUGCUGCUGCUGUAAACAGUAUGACCAGUCCAGCUCCCAGCACUGGACCGAGUCAAAGCUCUACGUCUGGCAGCGGCAACGGCAGCGCUUCUCAGGGUCAUUUGGGAGGUGUGCAAGUCAUCGGCAUGACACCUCCUUCCGCUUCGUCAUCUUCAUCUACUGCUGGCAGGACAGAUCAGUACGGACAGCUGCUGGGCAAUGAGUCGACAGACUCCUCUGGCGGAUCAAGAGUCGCGCUGGGAGCCUUCAGUCCUUCGGGUGCCAUCUCCGAGCUGCCUCCUCUAGGAUCUGCGAGGGGCAGCAGCACGGGUGCCUUGGGUCACGCUGGAUCGCCAUCAGCACCGCGGUCUACUCGCCUGAGCCACAAAGACUCGUUCGGAGGUACGCUGACCCCAUCCAGCAGUUCGAAUGGUCUUGGAUCUGCAUCGAGCAACGCUGUGCGCACGCGCGUAUCGAAGCGUUCGAAUCUUCAAGCCAUUGCCAGGUCCAACGACACCAGAUUAGCGACCAGUUCGCGUUCAGAAUCAUCAGCUGGGCUAGACGAGCAGGCCGAAGACGAGAUCGACGGCGUGGCCCGUGAGGAAGAAGAGGAAGAGGAGGAAGAGGAAGAAAUGGCGAGCGCUCAUGAAGGCGAGAUUGAAGGCUCCAUAGACGAGGCUGAAGCGACGCACGAUUCGUAUAGGGAAGCCUUCUCUCCCUCUGCUCGUGUACGACCGCUACCAGUCGUCGGCUCGACAACUGAAGAAACUGGAAUACCCAGCAGACCGACCCCCGCUCAUCAAGCCAGCUCGAGCGGUGGUCCUUCCCGCCGAACAGCGCCCACCACCUCCAAAGCCCACGACGCACCAACAGUGAUGGAUACUCCCUCAGCAGUACCAGGUGGCCCAAGCAGCCAGCACGAGGCCUCCUUUGCAGCCUCGCAUUCGAGGAACACCACGCUACCGGGCGCGUACAUUGCGACAACAUCCGAAGCUCGAUCAGCAGGAGCGAUUCCUGUUUCGGCUACCAGCACGCCUGCCACUAUCGGCCCAGGAGCGCAGGUCGCCAACUCUGCAUUUGUAGGCGGUAGCGCAGGCGCACCACCGGCAUCAGCACCCGCCGGCACCACAGACUCGACGGUUGCCUCCCGGUCUGUUCGCGCCCCUGGUGGCUCGAUCCGACGCGAACACAGGAGUGGAGGGGCCGAGAGCUCGACCGAUGCUCAGCAAAGCAGCGCCUCGCGCAGCGGAGCCACCAGGUCCGCUACCAGUACUCUGAGAACCACUACAGCAGGCUCGACUUCGCGUCAAGGAGGGAGCACGCGGAUUGCUGAGGCUGCAACAACGAGCGCAGAUCGUGCAGUCGUCAGCUCUGCUAGCAAAUCCCAGUCGUCUUCUAGAGCUUUGCCAGCCUUGCCCAGCGCACCCGGUCUCACUGCGGCCCCGCCGCCAGCCAUGUACUGGUCCAAAGCGCCCGUGCAUGGAUCCGUGCCCCGUAGAAGUUUCAGAGCUCACACAGCCAGUCUAGCUGAUGAAGUUCUGUGGCUGUUUGGAGGAUGCGACUCGAAAGGUUGCUUUCGGGACCUUUGGUGCUUCGACACUGAAACCAUGUGCUGGUCCAAGCCGAAAGUCACUGGGGACCUUCCGCCCCCCAGACGCGCUCAUAGCGCGACUAUGGUCGAUCGAAGGCUCUUCGUCUUUGCGGGUGGCGAUGGACCACACUACUACAAUGAUCUCUUUGUCUUCGACACCGUGUCGUUGAGGUGGUCCAAGCCGGUAGUCUCUGGCACUGCACCGUCUCCACGCCGUGCGCACACUAGCAACUACUGGAAUGGUCAGUUGCUCAUCUUUGGCGGAGGCAAUGGUGUUGGUGCGCUCAACGAUGUGUUUGCGCUCGACAUUGGCAAUAUGGACAGGCUGGAGUGGAAAAAGGUCGAAUGCCAGGGCAAGAUUCCGAUAGGACGAGGUUACCACACCAGCAACCUCAUUGACGGCAAGCUCAUCGUCAUUGGCGGUAGCGAUGGGCACAUGAGCUUCAACGAUAUCCACAUCUUGCGUCUUGACACGAAAGUGUGGUAUCAAGUCAAGACGGACGAGAUACACAAUCGGCUAGGACACACUGCCACGCAGGUAGGCUCAUACUUGUUCGUCAUCGGUGGGCACAACAGCCACAACUAUACACCAGAAAUUCUCACCUUGAAUCUAGUCAAUCUGCAGUGGGAGCCACGUCGUGUUUGCGGCAGAAAACCGCCUGGUCGAGGCUAUCACCAAGCGUGGCUGAGAGAUUCUCGGCUCUUUAUUCACGGCGGUUUCGACGGAAAGGAGAUUUAUGACGAUUUGUACUACGUCGACUUGGCCGCCUGUGCUUACUUGCCCCAGAUCACUAGCUUUUCAGUCGAGCUCGACGACGAAUGAGCGCUGUUGGGAAACUUUUGUCAUUACAUUUGCUCGCGCAACCCGUCCCCCGGCUGCCAGUCGCGUGAUUCUUGGCGCCGUACACUAGCGUUCCAAAUGCAAUGAGUAAUACACCCUCACGAUGUUGCGCAUGUUCGUAUCGUAGGUCGCACACGCACUUUCAUCGAUGCGACCAAGACAAUCAUAGCCGGG
This is a messenger RNA of Ceraceosorus guamensis, 3115 nucleotides long. Its product is annotated as galactose oxidase. The record is from RefSeq and is a predicted model, not a curated record. Bases 191 to 2923 code for a protein of 910 amino acids. Gene Ontology annotation, molecular function: protein binding. Lineage: Eukaryota; Fungi; Basidiomycota; Exobasidiomycetes; Ceraceosorales; Ceraceosoraceae. The transcript has 5 exons.